GUUAUAGUGCAACUUUCCUUCAUUUCAUACGUCCUAAACUUGGUCUGUUUCAGUAGUUUUCCUUUCUCUCCUUAAUGGAAAAGAACCAAGAGAAUUGCUGUGAGAAGUUGUUUAGGAAAAUGUGUUGCUUUCCGACCAAGCAGUGGGGAUCCUCACCCCCCAGUCCUAAGAACAGAGAAGAAGAAGUUGUUCCCGUUGAGUUUGACUACACAUCCCAGUUCCAGCAGAAAGCAAGCCCCCGGAAAAAUGGAAAACUCCGACAGGUUCAUCAACCCCAGAUGACCGAGCAGGGAAAUGGACAGCCUGAAGAGCUACCGUCCCAUAUUCUGGUACCGGAAAACCCAAAGGCAGCAGAACAGACAACAGCACAAAAUAUUGAGAAUCAAUUCACUGAUUAUAUUAAUCGUUCAAAGGAUAAGAUCAAAAAAAUGUCAAGUAUGGGAGAGGGAAGCAGUUCUGGGGGAGCAAACAAUCAGGGUGGAAAAGAAUCAAAGGACAAUCAAUUUUCAGAGUACAUCAAGCGGGCAGGGAAGAAGAUCAGAACUACUUCCGGCAUCAAGGACAGGAUGGAGUAAAGCAGAAACAUGACUAAAUAAGAGCAGGUUGGGUUGGAUUAUUAUUUCGUCUUCUUCCAAGAUUUGAUGAAUAAGGAUUUGUUCUUUUUUGUUUGUUUCUUUGUGAUUGUACCAAUUAGUACUUCAUUUUACAUUGCUGCCAUAAAAACCAACCAUGUACAAAUAUUACAAACAUGUGGUUCCAUUUGGGAUGCGCCAUGUUAUUGAUUGUGUAGUACAUUUUGUAUCUUAUGCAUUUUGAAAAUAAAAAUAUUUUAUUGAU
This is a messenger RNA of Rubroshorea leprosula, 837 nucleotides long. The record is from the annotation of a GenBank genome assembly. NCBI's taxonomy places the organism in Eukaryota, Viridiplantae, Streptophyta, Magnoliopsida, Malvales, Dipterocarpaceae.